Molecule: messenger RNA, 387 nt
Organism: Cavenderia fasciculata
Lineage: Eukaryota; Evosea; Eumycetozoa; Acytosteliales; Cavenderiaceae
Exons: 2
Coding region: 1-387 (128 amino acids)
Source: RefSeq, a predicted model, not a curated record
AUGAAUAAAAGAGGAGUGAUUGAAUAUAGCAACGUUGGUAAUCUAUUGGACAAUGUACCUGUAGUCAAGACCGAUGGCGAUGAAGUGUUUGAAUCGUUAUUUGACAAACAGGGUAUCAAGAUUGAAAGAAUCGUAUCGAAUGGACAAUGCUCACCCGACGACUUUUGGUAUGACCAAGAACAAGAGGAAUGGGUGUUUUUGAUCAAAGGAAGUGCUUCAUUGGAGAUCAAAGAUGACAAGACACCCACCUCGACAAGAAUGAUUGACCUCGUUCCAGGAUCAUAUGUGCAAAUACCUGCUCAUUUAAAACAUCGUGUUGCAAAGACCGAUACAACUCAACAAACUAUUUGGUUGGCUUUAUUCUUUCCAUCUUCUAAAUUAAAUUAA